Molecule: messenger RNA, 1452 nt
Organism: Toxorhynchites rutilus septentrionalis
Lineage: Eukaryota; Metazoa; Arthropoda; Insecta; Diptera; Culicidae
Gene: Sirt6
Product: NAD-dependent protein deacetylase Sirt6
Exons: 3
Coding region: 336-1442 (368 amino acids)
Molecular function (GO): NAD+ binding
Source: RefSeq, a predicted model, not a curated record
CGGAUCACACCAACCCAAAAGUUGAGCUAAUUUGAUGAUGAGAUUCCGACUUGAUACCUUUGUUUUGUUUAUUUCAUGUUGUGAGAUUUGUGCUUGGUUUAUAAUAAAAUAUUCAUGUUCUUUAUAUUAGUGCACGCAAAAAAACAUUCGAAAUUUAUAUUAAAAUGAGUUUGUCAAUCAGCUAUCGUUCCUUUUGAGCAUUUUUGAGCAUUUUUUUUGCUGGUAGUGAUAGCGUUUACUUACGCCUCAAGCACAUACUCUACGGCUGCUAGCGUGGGUAAAAUUGGCGACAAAUUAGCUUCGUUUCGUAAAAAGUAUAAUUGAAUAACUCAAAAAUGUCUUGCAAUUACGCUGAGGGGCUAUCUGACUAUAAGAAUAAAGGAGUUUUAGGAAUACCUGAGGUUUUCGAUGAUACAGAUACGGUAGACGAAAAGUGUAAGCAGCUCGCUGAAUGGAUUCAAUCGUCAAAAUAUGUAGUGAUACACACCGGAGCUGGUAUCAGCACUAGUGCCGGAAUUCCUGAUUUUCGUGGGCCCAAAGGUGUUUGGACAUUAGAAGAAAAAGGCGAGAAACCUGUGGUUAACAUUGCAUUUGAAGAGGCUAUUCCAACUGCGACACAUAUGGGAUUGAAAGCAUUAGUGGAAAAGGGCUAUGUUAAAUACAUAGUAAGUCAAAACAUCGAUGGAUUGCAUUUGAGGUCUGGCCUUCAACGGAAACAUUUGGCUGAGCUGCACGGGAACAUGUUUAUUGAGCAAUGUAUCAAAUGUAGACGACAAUAUGUGAGAAGUAAACCUACUCCCACUGUAGGAAAGAAAUUGACCGGCGAGGUUUGCAAAGGAACAAAUAAUUUAAGAGCAUGUCGGGGAGGAAAUUUAAUUGACAAUGUUCUAGACUGGGAACAUGAUUUGCCUGAGAGCGAUCUGGAUUUAGCUUUCAUGCACUCAUCUUUGGCAGAUUUGAAUAUCUGCCUAGGAACAACACUGCAGAUUGUGCCAAGUGGUAAUCUUCCUCUUAGGAAUAAACGAUAUGGUGGGAGAUUAGUCAUCUGUAAUCUACAAACGACAAAGCAUGAUAAAAAAGCAGAUCUUGUUAUUUCAACAUAUGUUGAUACAAUUAUUGAAAAAAUUGCAAAAAGAUUGGGUGUAGAAAUUCCUGCUUAUAUGGAUCAAAUAGAUCCAACCAGAGCCAACCCUUGUUCUCUAGAGUGGACCAUUCCUUUGGGAGAUGUGAAAACACUAGACAAGCAGUACUCCAAAACCAUACGAUUAUUAACGAAGAAUCGCAAGAAGAAUGCAUUAAGUGAUGUAAAAUAUGGACCGGAUGAUUACAAAAUAGAAUCAAAAAAAAUUAAAAAGGAGCUGUCCUUCAGUGCUGAAGCAAAAAGGGAAAACGUAAAGCAGGAAAAUGUCAUUGUUAAAUAUAAUAAAACCAUGAAUAUAUAAUUCACACUUA